CGGGUCACGUGGCCCCUAGCUAAGCAAGCGAGGAAUCCGAGGAUGCCGACAGGCUACAAUGGCGUUCGAGUUCACAGUGGUGAGAAGUCUCGGAUCCCUUUAGAGCUCAAGCUCUGGUGGUGAAUGCAGAUCAAGCCCUUCAGGGUUCAUUUUUGUAGGGGGAGGAAUAUGAGUUAGAGAUGGUCGUUCAGGCCUUGGCAGUGGGGCGCCCGCUAGGGGCCGCCCCUGGAGCAAUUAGGAGCUUUGUCAGGGCGCUGCAUGCGAGGCCCCUUCCAGUCCCCAGUGCCCGAAGACUCCCAAGUGUUAGACCUGCUUCCCGCGUCUAUGCUUCUUCUCAUUUACGCCCCACCAAGCCCUUUCUCAAGCGCUUACACUUUCGGGAGUCAGCCCCUUUGAACACCCAAAUCAUGAGGCGUUUUGCACUGCGCGCGGGUUCGAACAAGGGUGGGAACACGCCCGUCGAUGAGAAAAGGGCCCCCGACGGCUCGCCCCCGAAGGAGGAAGCGGAUCGGAGACUGCAGCAGGAGGGGGAGGGAUGGUGGAAGACGGAACCGGAAAAGAAAGGGGAAACGGACGCCAUGGUCACAUGGCCCUCGGAAAAGAUUACCGAGGUCUGGAAGGUGUUUUUCAAGCCCAACAUGGGGUACACCGACACGUUCGGGUUUUCGGUGCCGAUGCGUAAAACGGACGACAACCGCUCCCCCGAGGAGCGUGCAGCGGCUAGGGCGCGUGCGGCGGAGGCCGCUGUCAACAUCGACGAUGCGGAGCGCAGGCGGCGCAUGCUCCUGGGGCUGAUUCUCCUGCAAUAUCACCGUGAUUUGCCCGAACAGCCGUAUUCUCCGCUCGGGCGUGAGCGGAGUUAUCGCCACGAUCAUGGUUCAAAACCGCGCGAGCCCGUGGGAGCGUUUGUAUAUUCUGCCCAUCUUCUUCCUGGGCGGCGCCGAGUUCGUGUCCGGUCUGACGGGUCUCUGAUCCAUAGCCUUUGCCAGUGUCUGGGAUGUGGACGGCACUGGCAUGCAAAAGGUGGACGACCCGGCGGUCGAUAUGCGCAUUCGGAAGAAAGUGGUUGGUUUCGUCUCGUUUGGGGCGGUGGCUUCGCUGUUCGUUAUUGGGGCGUUCUGCUUCUACCCGCUCUGAUAGAGGUCUCGUGA
This is a messenger RNA of Klebsormidium nitens, 1151 nucleotides long. NCBI's taxonomy places the organism in Eukaryota, Viridiplantae, Streptophyta, Klebsormidiophyceae, Klebsormidiales, Klebsormidiaceae. The record is from the annotation of a GenBank genome assembly.